Messenger RNA from Nerophis lumbriciformis (worm pipefish), 1692 nucleotides. RefSeq names its product cerebellar degeneration-related protein 2-like. NCBI's taxonomy places the organism in Eukaryota, Metazoa, Chordata, Actinopteri, Syngnathiformes, Syngnathidae. The record is from RefSeq and is a predicted model, not a curated record.
AAAAUGCACUCAGAAGUGUGAGUAUGGAAAUGAGCGAAUUGAGAUACAACUAUUGAACACUUUUUAAAAAUACACAAUUUUGUACAAGUUUGUAAUUAAUUCGGGAUGACGACUGUGGGUUUUAUUUGAUGUGGAGUUAUUUUCGAUUGGUCGCCACCUAGCGGAUGUUGUUGUGCACUAGACACGUGCCACGUGGCUGGAGUCAACACGCCCGGCUUAGGGAGUCAGCUGAGUUUAGUGGGCUGAGUUUAGUGAGCUGAGUUUAGUGAGCUGAGUUUAGUGCUCAGUCUGGCGGUGAGCAGCUGACAACUUCGCGCUGCGCCUGAGAGACUUUGUGUCAGGUGAAAAAAAUGCUACCAGACAGGAUGUAUGAGGACAAUGGAGCGCAGUGGUGCAGCAGACAUGAACUGGAACAUGAUCUCCAUUUGGCCGCCAAGCUCGGGAAAACCCUCUUGGACCGCAACCGCGAGCUGGAGCAGGGUCUCCAGCAGAUGUACUCCACCAACCAGGAGCAGCUGCAGGAGCUGGAGUACCUGGCCAAGCAGGUGGAGAUGUUGCGGCAGAUGAACGACCAGCACGCCAAACUUUAUGAGACCCUGGACCUGUCCACCAGGGAUUUGGAACGGGGAAACCAGAGACUGGUGCAGGACAACCGCCUGGCCCACAACAAGAUCCACAGUUUAACCGAGUCAACAGACGUGCUACAAACCCACAUGGAGGACCUGCACAACCAGGUGGAGGCGCUCAUGUCCGCCCAGGUGGAGCGAAACAAACAUGAGACCAACACAGAACAACGACGCAGCUUGGGAGCUCAGAGUGUUUCUUGUCUGAAGGAGCUCUACGACUUGCACCAGGACAGGUGUGUCUCUGGCAACAGGAGACAAAUAAAGGACUUUGGGUGGUCUGAUGGCGAGACAGAAGAGGAGCACGCCGCUCUUCUCCGCUCGCUCCAGACUCUCAAGGCUCAGUUAGCCGCUGAGACGGGUAUGAGGGAGGCGGUGGAGCGUGAGAAGGAGCUGACGAGCCAAGAGAAGCGAGGCCUGGAGCAACAUCUGGUGCAGCUGCAGGCGUGUCCUGGCAGGCAGACCACCCUGCAGGCCCAAGUGGAGCACCUGAGGCUCCUGUGGCGUGCCGACUGUGCCGCCAGGACGCCCCCCCGGGAGAUGCCGCCGCCUGACGCCGUCGUCUUCACCCCGGAGGAAAAACCCGAAGACGGUCAGGUUGAAACGGAGGAGGCGGGACGCGACGGCGAGGUCUCGGCGAGGGAGGUGAACAUGGACGACCACGACAGGAUGUGCGUGAGGCGAGCGGAGGUGGUGAAGCGGAGGGGCAUCUCUCUCCUCAAUGAGGUGGACGCACAGUACAACGCACUGCAGGUGAAAUAUGACCAGCUCCUACAGAGGUGUCAGCAAGCAAGCGAGGGACUCACCCACAAGUCCGUCCAGACGUCCUGUAGACCCCCAGCCGGCGAUGGACACCGUCGACGCCCGGCGAGCUCGGCCGGAGGCUUCAUGGCGGUGUCAGAGGAGCCGGAGUACAAAGUUCUCUUCAAGGAGAUCUUCACCUGCAUCCAGAAGACCAAAGACGACCUGCAGGACAACAGACUUUUAGUCAGAGACACUUCUGUUAGUAUGUGAUUGUAUCAGUCCUCAUCCUGGAAGUGUGUGUGUGUGUGUGUGUGUGUGUACGUGU